GCAAAUAUAUAUUAUAUACAUAUAACGAAUUAAUAUAUGUAUACAUAUAUAUAGCGAAUAAUCAAAAAAGUUUUAUUUGAUUGAUUAGAAAUAUUUAAAGUUUGCAAUUUUACAAUGAGUUGCUCAAUACAAAUUUAAUAAAAUGUACAUAUUAAUACAGAUUGGUAUGACAUUGAUAAGUAGUUUGAAGCAUUGAAUCGAAAAGAUUGGCUCGAUUGUAACGGAUAUAUAUCAUAUUAUUAUUGACCAUAUGUUACAUGUGAUAUACAACAAAUAACAUACACACACACACACACACUAAAAAAGAAGAGCGAGUAAAGUAUAGUAUACAAAGAUUUCCAAUAAAAAUUAUGCUAGAUGACAGUAUAGAAUGAAAACAAAUCUAGAGACCCCCUUAAGGGUGUCUAAACAAAUCAUUAAUGCCUUUUUAUGAUUAUUAGACUUAACUGGCAUUUAUGUAAUCGUUCCGUCUUAUACUUGACAUUUAUACCAUUGAAUACGAAUUGUGUACUGCGUUAUCAAAGAUCAAUAAAGUCCUUCUAGUGCGCUCCAAGUUCUAAGAUUGAGCCGUCUCAUUAGUAUUACUUGUAGUUUUCUUGAAUCUGGAGCUUGCAGCGAAGGACACUUGAUAGAAAUAUGAAAACUACAAAUAUACUGUUUAUAGCUUUAAUUGGAAUAUCAUUUCUACUAGUUCGAACACGGGCGGAUAUUAAACGAGUUUGUCGCCGACAAACAAGUGUUUCUUGGGCAUCCUUGAAGCAGUUCGUGAAGGCUGGUAACAUUGAACAAAAUGAUAUGAAAUUAAAGUGUUAUUUGAGAUGCUUCAUGGUGAAAAGCGGUAUUCUUAAUGAAGAUAACAAUGUAGAUCUCGAAAAAGCCUUGCGUCAUCUUCCGCGUAGCAUGCAAGAGACAUCAAAAAAUAUUCUGAACCAAUGCAAGUCGAUUCCAGCGGAGAACGCUUGCGAUAAAGCUUACCAAAUAGCUGUGUGUUACGUUAAAGAGCAACCAGAAAUUUUGAAGAAUCCAGCGUUCAUUUAAAAAUUAUUUCUUCGUGUCGAAAUAUAUGAGAUGCUGCGUGUCGUAGGAAGCAGAAACUCGAGUAGCAGUGUAUGAGGCAACUGCGUAGAAAUACUAUUUUAUUGAAAAAUGUAUGAUAAAUGUGGAAGAUUACCAGAGAUUAUAAUUAAAAAUCAAGUAUAGAAUAAAAUUUGUUUAAAAACAUA
This is a messenger RNA of Ooceraea biroi (clonal raider ant), 1223 nucleotides long. RefSeq names its product odorant binding protein 9 (gene Obp9). Gene Ontology annotation, biological process: sensory perception of smell. Gene Ontology annotation, molecular function: odorant binding. NCBI's taxonomy places the organism in Eukaryota, Metazoa, Arthropoda, Insecta, Hymenoptera, Formicidae. The record is from RefSeq and is a predicted model, not a curated record.